This is a messenger RNA of Cynara cardunculus var. scolymus (artichoke), 1838 nucleotides long. RefSeq names its product transcription factor E2FB. The coding region runs from base 231 to 1574 and encodes 447 amino acids. Gene Ontology annotation, biological process: regulation of transcription by RNA polymerase II. The transcript is spliced from 14 exons. Gene Ontology annotation, molecular function: DNA-binding transcription factor activity, RNA polymerase II-specific; protein dimerization activity; RNA polymerase II cis-regulatory region sequence-specific DNA binding. Gene Ontology annotation, cellular component: RNA polymerase II transcription regulator complex. NCBI's taxonomy places the organism in Eukaryota, Viridiplantae, Streptophyta, Magnoliopsida, Asterales, Asteraceae. The record is from RefSeq and is a predicted model, not a curated record.
UUCUUCCUCUUCUUCUUCUUCCACCUGCAACCAGAUCUCUAACGAUCCCUUUUCAUUUUUCCCGCCCAAUUCAAUUUCUCUACACAGAUUCGAUCACUCUGUAAAACCCCCAAAAAACCUCGAAAAGAGGGCCUCAUCGAUCGCUUUUCUCAAUUCUACUCAAAUUACAUCCAAAUUCACUGGGGUUUGCUUUUGAUUUGCUUCGAAUUAGUCAACGAUUGCGCCAGAUCAUGCAACAGCAGCAUAAUCAUAAACAUCCCUUCUUAAAACGUCAGCUUCCUUUCACCUCAAUGAAGCCGCCGCCCUUCGGUGACUAUCAUCGAUUCUCCACCUCCUCAUCAACUACUGCAGGGCAUCAUGAAUCCGAAGCCAUAGUCGUAAAAUCUCCUCUAUUAAAGAGGAAAGGGGAUGCAGCAACAUUUGAAGCCGAAUCUAAUGAGCAGAACCCCAAUCCUGGAAACGCGUUAGCCAUUAGCAGUCCUCUACAGACCCCCAUGUCUGGAAAAUUGUCAAAAGCACAGAAAAUUCCAAGAAUUGGAAAGUGCAACAGGGCUGGAUCUCAAACUUCUGCAACCAAUACUGAUUCUCCAUCAGGAAAUAAUCUUACUCCAGUUGGUCCCUGUCGUUAUGAUAGCUCUCUAGGUCUUCUAACAAAGAAAUUCAUCAACCUUAUCAAGCAUGCAGAAGAUGGUAUUCUUGAUUUAAAUAAAGCAGCAGAAACAUUAGAGGUACAGAAGAGGCGGAUCUAUGAUAUAACAAAUGUGCUAGAAGGAAUUGGUCUCAUAGAGAAAAAACUGAAGAAUAGGAUUCAAUGGAAGGGACUUGAUGCAUCAACGGGGGAGGUUGAUGAGAAUAUUACUAGUUUACAGGCAGAAGUUGAAAAUCUUUCAGUGGAGGAGCUUAGAUUAGAUGAGCAAACAAGAGACAUGCAAGAGAGGUUGAGGGACCUGAGUGAAGAUGAAAACAAUCAAAAGUGGCUUUUUGUCACUGAAGAAGAUAUUAAGAGCCUACCCUGCUUCCAGGAAGAAACCUUGAUUGCAAUUAAAGCCCCACAUGGCACUACUCUAGAAGUUCCAGAUCCUGAUGAGGCUGUUGACUAUCCUCAAAGGAGAUACAGAAUAGUUCUAAGGAGCACUAUGGGCCCUAUAGAUGUUUACCUUGUCAGUCAAUUUGAAGAGAAGCUUGAGGAGAUGAAUCGUGCUGAGCCGAACUCAAGCAUACCUUCAAUGAUGGAGAUGAUUGAGAAUCCGACUACAGAAACAGCAAUGGAGGCGAGCCAAGAACAUGGGGUUGGGAUGCAAACAACAGACACUCAAGCAUGUUCAGAUGUAAAUGCAUCAGAAGACUUUGUUAGUGGGAUUAUGAAGAUUGUUCCAAAUAUUGACAGUGAUGCAGACUACUGGCUUUUAUCAGAUGCCGAUGUUAGCAUUACUGACAUGUGGAGAACGGAAUCUAGUGUUGAAUGGAACGAUAUGGGCAUGCUUCCUAAUGACUACGACAUGCCUGUUGUCACCACCCCACAUCCCCAAACACCAACUUCAGAAAUGCAUUCUGAUGCAAACCCUACAGGGUAAGAUUUUACAAUCUUAUUCUCCAAAAUACAAGAUGACUCAAAUGUGAGAAGUACAGGUGUGGUAUGGUAUGGCAUGAAGGAUGGCUCCUUGCUGAUUAAUAAAAAUAGGGGUAGUGUUUUGUAAAUAGUUGAAGAGUUUGUAGCCUUUGUAACAUAGCAGCAACAAAAGAGGAUGAUUGCAUGUUUUGCACUACUAGCUAGUAACUUAGUAGUAUUGUCAUUAGCAAAUUUGCAGGCUCAUUAUGGAUUUUGUGUUGCCUAUGAA